This is a messenger RNA of Lathyrus oleraceus (garden pea), 2442 nucleotides long. RefSeq names its product ATP-dependent RNA helicase DEAH11, chloroplastic. Gene Ontology annotation, biological process: protein linear polyubiquitination; proteasome-mediated ubiquitin-dependent protein catabolic process. Gene Ontology annotation, cellular component: ubiquitin ligase complex. Gene Ontology annotation, molecular function: RNA binding; ubiquitin binding; ubiquitin-protein transferase activity. The coding region runs from base 1 to 2268 and encodes 755 amino acids. The record is from RefSeq and is a predicted model, not a curated record. The transcript is spliced from 2 exons. NCBI's taxonomy places the organism in Eukaryota, Viridiplantae, Streptophyta, Magnoliopsida, Fabales, Fabaceae.
AUGUUGGUGAGUGAUGUUUUAGAAUACGAGAAAAAGAGGUUACGCACAGAAUGUAUGGAAAAAUGUUUGUAUCACGGGUCUGGUUCUGCAUCACCUAUGGCUUUGUUUGGGUCUGGUGCUGAGAUAAAGCAUCUGGAACUCGAGAAGCAUUCCCUGAGUGUUGAUGUGUAUCACUCAAACAUAAAUGCAAUUGAUGACAAGGAGCUCCUGAUGUUUUUUGAAAAGAAUACCUCAGGUUCUAUAUGUGCUGUGUACAAGUUCCAAGGAAUGGGGAAGGAUCCUCCAGAUAGAGAAAAGUGGGGCAAGAUAACAUUUUUGUCCCCUGAUGCUGCCAAAAGAGCCGUUGAGCUGGAUGGAGACGAGUUUUGCGGCUCGAACUUGAAAAUACUUCCUUCACAAUCAGCUAUGGGAGGGGAUAAAACAUUUUUAUUUCCUGAAGUUAAAGCAAGAAUUUUCUGGCCUCGCAGACUUAGCAGAGGAUUUGGCAUAGUUAUAUGUGAUAAAAAUGAUGUCAAUUUCAUGUUGAGAGAUUUUUAUAACCUUGCAAUUGGAGGGAGGUAUGUUCGUUGUGCACCUAGUAAUAAGUCAAUGGACGGUAUUAUGAUAAGUGGGCUUGACAGAGAGCUUCAAGAAACAGAAAUUUUGGAUGUACUAAGAAAUGCUACAAGUAGAAGGAUUCUGGACUUUUUUGUGGUGAGGGGAGAGGCUGUUGGAAAUCCACCCUGCAGUGCCUGCGAAGAGGCACUCUUUAAAGUAAUUUCCCCCUUAAUGCCCAAGGUAGACCCUCAUAUUAGUUCUUGCCGUGUUCAGGUAUUUCCACCUGAGCCAAAGGAUUCUUACAUGAGAGCUUUAAUUAAUUUUGAUGGAAGAUUACAUUUAGAAGCAGCUAAAGCUUUGGAAGAAAUUGAAGGAAAGGUAUUACCCGGAUGUCUUUCAUGGCAAAAGAUAAUGUGUGAACAGUUGUUUCAUAGCUCCUUGAUAUUUCCUGCACCAGUGUAUCACGUGAUUGCGGAACAAUUGGAAAAAAUACUUGCAAACUUCAACAAUUUAAAUGGUCUUGAGUGGAACCUAAACAGAACUGCUAAUGGUUCCCACCGACUGAAGAUAACAGCCAAUGCCACCAAGACAGUGGCAGAAGUUAGGAGACCUCUGGAAGAACUGUCGAGAGGAAAACUCAUUGACCAUGGAAGCCUUCCUCCCGCAGCUCUACAACUCAUUUUGUCCAGAGAGGGCAUUAGUCUUAAAUGCUCCAUACAGCAAGAGACCAAAACAUACAUAGUUUUUGAUUGGCCCAGCCUGAACUUAAGAAUUUUUGGUUCACCAGAAAAGAUUGCUUUGGCUCAGCAGAAGUUAAUUCAAUCUCUACUCUCCCUCCAUGAAGAAAAGCAGUUAGUAAUCCCUCUGAGAGGGAGGGACCUACCUCCCGACUUGAUGAAACAAGUGGUUAAGACUUUUGGGCCAGAUCUUCAAGGGCUAAAAGAGAAGGUACCUGGGGCUGAUCUCAAACUUAACACACGCCAACAGGCAAUUUUUCUCAAUGGUAACAAGGAGUUGAAACCAAGAGUAGAGGAAAUAACUUUGGAGGUUGCGUGUUCAAGCAUUCAUUUAGUUGAGAGACUCGACACAGGACCUAGUUGCCCAGUUUGCUUGUGUGAGGUUGAGGAUGGAUAUCAACUUGAAGGCUGUCGUCAUUUGUUCUGCCGGUUGUGUCUGGUUGAGCAGUGUGAAUCUGCUAUAAGAAACCAAGGCAGUUUCCCAAUAUGUUGUGCUCACACGGGCUGUGGAGAUCCUAUUCUGCUUACAGAUUUCAGAACUCUCCUGUCAAAUGACAAGUUAGAUGAACUUUUCAGGGCUUCUUUGCGAGCUUUUGUAGCUUCGAGUUCAGGAACUUAUAGGUUUUGCCCGUCUCCCGACUGCCCCUCAAUUUAUCGAGUUGCAGAUCCCGACACAGGUAGUGAGCCAUUUACUUGCGGAGCAUGUUAUUCAGACACUUGUACCAAGUGCCACUUAGAGUAUCAUCCAUUCGUUUCAUGCGAGAGAUACCGGGAGCUUAAAGAUGACCCAGAGAUCACAUCUCUGAGGGAGUGGUGUAAAGGGAAAGAACAAGUCAAGAGCUGCUCUGCUUGUGGGCAAAUAAUUGAAAAGGUUGAUGGGUGCAAUCACAUUGAGUGCAAGUGCGGAAAACAUGUCUGCUGGGUUUGCUUGGAAAUAUUUUUAGAAAGUGAUGAAUGUUAUGAUCAUAUGAGAACUAUACACUUAUCCAUAUAAAUUGCUAUUUGUGUGGUGAUUGUAAGUUUAGUAUAGUGGUAUAUAAUAUUAUGUGCAUAGGCGUUGGAAAAUGCAAAGAUGUGAACUAAUGUAUAUAUAAUAGCAGUUCUGCACUACUCUGUACCCAUCUUGUACACGAGAUUUCUUUAAUAUAAGUUUGCAUCAUUUGGGUCC